Sorex araneus (European shrew) is the source of this 7828-nucleotide messenger RNA. RefSeq names its product transcription elongation factor A protein-like 5. The record is from RefSeq and is a predicted model, not a curated record. NCBI's taxonomy places the organism in Eukaryota, Metazoa, Chordata, Mammalia, Eulipotyphla, Soricidae.
GUGUCCCUCACGUGACCAGGAGCUGACGUUUGUAGCCAUCUCUGUCCUGCAGGUUCCAGCUCCUUGUGUCCGUGGAGGAAGACAGAUUUCAAUCGGAGGGGCAGAGGAGCGACUACCCUAUAACCCUGCAGGUCUGCGGGUCUGUGGUUGUAAGCACCUACCUAGACAAGAAAAGGAAAGACCUGCAGGAUCAGUAAAGACAGGAAAAGGAGGGAAAGUCUCAACAUGGAAAAGAUCUACAAAGAAAAUGAAGGAAAGCCAGAAAAUGAAGGAAACCUAGAAAAUGAGGGAAAGCCAGAAGUUGAAGUAGAGCCUGAAGAUGAAGGAAAGUCAGUGUAUGAUGAAAUGCCUCACAUAAAGUGGAAUCCAGGACACAGAAAGCGCCAGGUUGAGGGACAGGCAGUUGGUGAGGGACAAUCAGAUGAAGGAAAGCAAGGAAAACAGGGCAAGUUCAAGGAUGAGGGAAAAAGACACGGUGAGGGUGAGCCAGACUUCCAGGAAAAGCCAGGGAGUGAGCCAUGGGCAGCAGAAAAGCACCCGGCCGAAGAUCGUGUGUCCCGGAAAGCAAAAAGAAAAUCGGACCGGGGGAUGGAGGAUUUCUCCAGAGACUUUCAGGAGAACUUACAGGAGAGGCAUUUGGACAGUGAUGAGAUGCAAGAGUGUGGAGAAUUGUCAAGGGCUCAGGAAGACCUAAGGAAAAAGCAGAAAGUGGGUGGUUUUCAUUGGAUGCAACGAGAUGUGCAGGAUUCUUUUGCCCAAGGGGCCAACCGAGUGUCAGGGGAGUGAGGGGCGGAGGUAAGGGUCAGACUUAGAAGGAUUUCCAUAUGCUUAAUGCCUUUGGCCUUGAAUUCUGAUUUCUCUGAUGAGAAUAUUGUAGACCCUGCUUACCCUGGCAAGCAUUUGCUAGGCUAUGUGCUUUACCUUAUGCUGAUACUUUGCUUUAGGUGUCACUCUUGUUACCAGCAGUCUUUUGAUCCAGCUAGAAUGCAUGGGAGAGAUGUUUGUGAUACUUUGUAAAAUAUUAAUUUUUUUAAAACAACAGUUCUUAGAACUGCAUAUGCAGCAUCAGCCCGAUUUUCAGACAAAACUAAAUUUGGUUACAUAACACAUCCAUGCAUAUGGAAAAUUAUGGAACUGGGUAGACUAAAAGAAAUAAUGGUUUUCUUUGAGUGGUCGAAGUGACGGAAAUUGUUCUUUCUCUGAUAUGUACUUUUUUCUUAAAAAAUUAUUGGGCAGAGAGAUUGCUCAAAGAGCUGGACCUAUUGCUUUGCAUAUUGGAACCCCAGGCUUAAAUCUAGCACCUUUUGGUCCUAUGAGCACCACAGCGUGUGGCCUGCAAACUAAAACUAAACAUACAAAUAAAUAAUAAAACAUCAAAACAGUAAAAUACAUAGCAUAAGUCAAUCAGAUAACUGCUCAAUGAAUUAAUGAAGGCAGUAGAAUCACUUAGAAUUCCUUUGUCAGGUCUUGAAAUGUUAAGUAAAACACAUUUUCUUUAGGAAUCAAAGUUGGAGGAAUCAACCCGGAAGUUAUCACAGAUCCAUUGCUAUAAGGGACAAUCUGUUCUGUGACAUAAGCAUGAAACUUGCCUUCUAUGAUGUAAAGAAGAUCAGGUGAGGUACUGUUUGAGUUGUGUUGGGCUGGCUCCUGUCCUCUCUCCUGUACCACCAGGACCAGUGCCUUGUCAGAUGUUUGGAGGAGAGCUGAGGGAGGUCUCACCCGUGCUCAGGAAUAAGUCCAGAGAGCUGAGAGGUAGGUGCCACUCUCCCCUGGGUAAUGUCAUAUCUGAUGGGCUCUGUUCCAUUUCUCAUUGAUCCUUUACUUUCCUUAGCCCUUCCCUUCCUUCUCCCCCACCCCCUGUCCCCCGCUUUUGCUGAUGGACUAGAGUCCUCAAAAGUAACAAAGAUCUUUGAUUUUUUUGUAAAUUAAACUCUAUUACGUUCCUUGUGGAAUUAUGGAGAAGAGUACUCUUCUCAUCUUAUAAUUUUGUUGCUAUGGACAUGAAAUGUGGAAACUUGCUUUGCAAAAUCUUAAUGUAUUUUUUCAGGAAUCAUAAUUACCCCAUUAGAUCUGCCUAUUUCAAAGCAAACAAUUUACCUUUCUCAUUUUGAUACUCAUGACACACAGUAGAAACUUAAAUCAGUACAUUAAUUAUUAAGUCUGGAGGCCUCAAUUCUUGUUAUAGUCUUUCCCUGAUUAAACACAUAGACUUGAACAUGUAGUUUCAUAUUUUAGCGAGUGAAGCUUGUCUCUCCAGAGGGGAUAUUGCAGGAGAGGAGUUAUACCACAAUCUAUUUCCAAAUAUUUUGACAUUGGAUAUAGUGGUGUUUUUCAAGGUUUGCCAGUCAUUAGCAGACCACCUGGAUCAAAGUCACCUAACUAUUCUGUUUAAAAUACAGAAUCCUUACUCCCAGUUCAAAUGUAAUGUAUCAGAAUCUCUUUUGAUUUGUUUUCACAAUGUGUAUGUGUUUGCACAAACAUGCCUGCAUGUCCUUUGCUUUUAGUUAUUUUUGUCAAAUAGAUAAUAUGCAAACUCUAAAAUCCAACAGUGCAGAAGAUUUUAUUAAACUUCAGUCGGCCUUGCAUUUCAUAUUCUCAUUCUUUUGGGACAACUACCAUAAAUGUUUUCAGUUUCUUCUGAUAUUAACCUUCAUAUUUCUGGAUAAUAUGUUUACCUUGUUGUUUCUUUUAACACUUUUAUUGAAAUGUAAUUACUAUUCUAAAAAAAUCACCAUUUAAAUUGUACAGUUUAUUGGUUUUAGUAACAUUGAGGUUUGAAAUUAUCAUUAUCUCAUUUCAAGAUAUUUUCAUAACCCUAAAAAGAAAGUUCAUACUCAUUAGCACACAGGAUUUCCCGUUCUCUCUCCCAGCACCCAAAAAAUACUAAUCUUUCAAUCUCUUUGAAUUUGCGUAUUUUGGACAUUUCACAUAAAUGCAGUCUUAUAAUAUAUGGUCUCUUGUGUCUUCUUUCAUGUAGCACAGUGUUUCAAAGUUGACUCACGGUGUAGCAUGUAUCAAUACUGAAUAUUUAUGUGCAUAUUUUUGCAUGUAAUUUUUUUCAGUUUUCUUGGGUAUGUACUUACAACCGAAACUGCUGUAUUCCGUGGUAAAUCUGUGUUUGCUUUUCUGAGAAACUGCCAAACUUUUUCAAAGUAGCUGUGAUUGAAAAUCCCAUCACCAGUGAUCAAAAGUUGCAAUUUCUUGUUAACGAUUGUUGUUGCCUAUAUUUUUAUUGUGACCAUCUUUCUGGGUAUGAAGUGGAAUCCCAGAGGAAUUUAAUUUCUUUUUCUUGAAUGGAUGGUGAUGUUAAACAUCUUUUCUUGUGUUUAUUGUCCAUUUGUGAUAUCUUCUUUGGAAAAAUACGUGCAGUAGUGCCUCAUUAUUUAUGAGGGAUGUGAUCCAAGACCCCAAAGGAUGUCUGAAGUCUUGGAAAGUACCAAAAUCUAUUAUACUGUUCUACUUAUACAUUUAUAUCUAUGAUUAAGUUUAAUUUAUAAAUUAGGAACAUUAGGAGGUGAACAACAAUGAUAAUAAAAUAGAGCAUUUAUAGCAAUGUGGUGGCUGUUAAAAUAACUUAUUGUACAUGGUUUUCUACAAGGAACUGAAAUUGUGAAUAGAGAAAUAGUAGAUGAGACAGUACUACUGUAUUCAUUUAUUCAUUUUUAAAAUUUAGCUGGUUGUCUUUAUUGUUGAGUUGUAAUGACUUCUUGUUUAUUCUAGAUCAAGUCAGUGAGAUGUGAGACUUAGCUAACAUUUUUGACUCCUUAACUUUAAUCAUUAUUUAUUGACCUUAUGAUAUAAUAAUUGAAUACCCCAAUACACUGUCAAGUUUGGUAAUGUUAGUAUAACCAGGAAUGAUCUUAAUCUUCAGGAGUGCCACUGAGUAUUACCCUAUAAAAAUGGUAAUUGUAUACUUCUUUCUAAUAUUCCUAUUAUUAUCUUUUCUCAAUAUAGUUUUAUCACAUGUAAUCCAUAUUUUAACAAGCUUAUCAAACAUUCUCUUGCAACUUUGAGGAUCAUUUUUGUAUUUGUCAGGUUAAGCUAAGUUUAUGUUUGUGUACCUAAAAACUCCAAAAUAUUAGCGACAUAACACUAUAAAGGUUUAUAUCUGAAACUUUAUAAGACAUGGGCAGAGUGAGGCUAUGAUACCUAUGCCACAAGUUUCCCAGAAAUUUAGAUUAGUCAUCACGUUGCUGCAUCAAAAAUAAAAGAAUAUUUGGAGAGCUCAUGUUCUUUUAUUUUUUUAGGUUUUGAGUCAAUCCAUUGGUCCUUAGGGUUUACUCCUGGAUUUGUGGAGAGGGAUCACUCCUGACUGAUUAGGAAUCAUCAGGGUGGUACUUGGGAGGCCAUAUCUGGUGCUGGGGAUUGAAAUAAAGUUGGCUUCAUGCAAGACAGGUACCUUAAACUCUGCACUCUCUCUCAAUGUCAUAUUAAUUUUUAUGUACUGGUCUAGAGGUGAUAGAAAGCAUCAUUUUUUUCAGAUGUCUAAAUUCUUUAAUUCUGAUAGACAAUUCUGAGGAAGGGUUUAUGCCCUCUAGUGACUAAGACUCAAAGAAUUUAGGUGGUUUAUGCAAGAUUACAUACUGGUAAGGGAAAAAUUUUACCUCCAAGGUAAUAAGUUUUAUUGAGAGUAUUUAAGGCUUAUCAUAAACCCAAAGAUUUUAAUUGUUGUUUCACUUUAUUGCAUAAUCAAUUUUUAGGGUGUCCUAAUAGUGGUAAUGUUUCUACAGAUGGUGCAUAUAAAGAGCAAAGCUCACAAUGGCAUCUUCUUCCACCAAUGCCUGAAGCAGACAUUUCAAAUGCUAGGGAGAUUGCACAGGGCUCAGAGGUGCAUGCUUUGCAUGUGUGAGCCAGAGAGACUGUACAGUGGGUAGGGCGCUUGCCUUACAUGUGGGCAACUCAGGUUCGAUCCCUGAUACCCCAUAUGGUCUCCUGAGUCCACCAAAAAUGAUCCCUGAGCACAGAACCAAGAGUAAGCCCUGAGUGCAGCUACGUGUGAUCUCAAAACAAAAUCAAAGCAGAUCAACUCAGAGAUUCCUAUUGCUGUGACCAAUGUGUACACUAUGGGGACAGUUGAAAUGACAAGUUAUGAUAACAAAUGAUCUAAUCUGAGUAGCCAUUCAGAUCAGUUAUUGAAUAUUUGAAAUGUAUCCAUGCCUAAUUUCCAAAUAGUGGGAAUCUGUAUUAACAGGAAAGAUGUUAGAAGAGUUUGCUGUUUGGAACAGAUACAAUCUGAGUGGAAAUUAGUCCAAGUUCUGUAUGCAUCAUUCAUAUCAAAACAUGAGUGAUUUCUGUUCAGUGGAAAAAAGUGGUGCACUGUGUUGGAUGAGCUCAUACUCUGAAGGGUCAUAUCAGAUGGUAGCUAUUUGAGUCCAUGCUAUAUAGACAAACCUUGGACUCUAGAUCAGAUUUUGCCAUGAUGGGAGGUAUGGUUUCAAAAUAUAAAGCAUACUAGAGAAGUAAUGGAAAAGAGUGGCUAUCUCAAGAUUUUCUGUAGGAUGAGCUUUGCUACAACUAUAAAUAAUAUACUGGAGAAAUUGCUGAACAUAGACUCUUGGAACAAAAAUAAUACAAAAGUUACUUAUAAAGGUAAUAUAGAAAACAAUAUUUAGAUAAAAAGUCACAUAUAAAAGCUUCUAAAUAGUAAAAUGCUACCCUCUUUCUCUUUCAUUUCUCCCUAUCCCCUCAGACUCAUAGAAAAGGAGAGAAGCACAAGGUAAACUUUGCAAAAUGCAACAAGUAGGGAUAGUGAUAUACUAUGUGUAAUUGUGACAGAGGAGGGAGAAAGCACUUUCAACUUGAGGGGUGUCAGAGGCGAAGUGAUGAAGUCUGGACUCCAAAGAGAACCUGAGAGUAGAAGAAGACAAUCAGGAGAAAUAAAAUUACAUACACUGAUAAAGAGAAAGAAGUAACACUUGGGGCAUAUUGUAUGAAAGUUUCUUUUGGAUGGGGCAGGAAAGUGAAUGAUAAUCUAUAUGUAUGGAUCCUGAAACUCAAUUUUGCUGAAACUUCUCAGGAUGAGGAAAGUAGGACUUACUUUGAGGAUGGUGGAAUUGUCACCAGGGCUUUCAGUCAGAAGAGUGACAACUUCAAAACAUUAUAGACUCACAUGUAAUUUAUUGGUAAUGUUGGAAUUGAAGAGAAAGUCACUGAAGUCUGCUCUAGGUCAGAGAAGGGUUUACUCUAACAGUUCAAGAAACAAAAAAGACCUAAAUCUGUAAACAUGUUUGUAUUGCCCUUUUAAAAAUUACUCAAACAGGGAAUAAGACAGAUGCCUAUUAAAGGGUAUGCAGACAAAUAACAUGCAUAAAAUAGAAUUCUACUCAGCACAAAAGAACAGAAUAAACUAUUGAUAUUUGAAACAACUUAAACAGAUUUCCAGGGCAUUAUUCUCAGAAGUCUGUCUCUAAAUAUGACAUGUAAUAGAUUUCAUUUCUAUAACAUUCUGAAAAAGGUUAAACUAAAGUAAUUGGGAAUAGACCAGUGGUUGCUAGAGUUUCACUGUCACUGUAUCACUGACAAAUCAUCCCGUUGCUCAUUGAUUUGCUCGAGUGGGCACCAGUAACAUCUCCAUUGUGAGACUUGUUACUGUUUUUGGCAUAUCCGAUAUGCCAUGGGUAGCUUGCCAGGCUCUUCUAUGCGGGUGAGAUACUCUCGGUAGCUUGCCGGACUCUCCAAGAGGGGCGGAGAAAUUGAACACUGUUCGGCCGUGUGCAAGGCAAACACCCUACCUUCUGCUCCAGCCCACCAGAGUUUAGAGAAGGGAAUAAAACUAUAGAGGAGUAGCAUGAAUUUGGGGACAGUAGUUAACAUAUAAAUAUAUUAUAUGUGUUUGUGCAUAUUUUUCUUAAUUAAUUUUGAGAUAAUAUUGGUUUAUGAGGCUAUAUAUUUUUAGGUACAGUUUCAAGUAUCUUCAGAUAUUUGUUAGCACAUCAUAACAGUACCAAAGUACUAAUAUUCCUCUUCCACACUUUAUUGGACUCCCUGUACCCCUUCAGCCCACGUCUAUACAUUUUAAAACUUCAUAAUGUAGAUCUGUAAAACAAAAGGGUCUAGUUUUCCAUAUCGUGAAUUUAAAAAUUAUCACAGCUUUCCCCCAUAUGAAAGGGAACUACUAUAGUUAAUAAUUACACUAAUCUUGCAAAUAUAUUUACAAUUAGCUUUUUCCAGUCCUUCCUCUCUCACAGUGGUCUCUAUCGUUGACUGAUAAAUUCCCCAUUCUGAUUACUGAUUUUCAAGCUUGCUCCACUGCCUAGAUUGCUAUUUGAGGCACAACUAAUAUGCCUCAAUGUUUUAGGUUUCAGGUACAUCAGUUUCAUUUAAGAUACUACUUUUACAGGAAAUUUAUAUUUUUACAAAAAUUCUGAUUAUUAAAAAUUAUCCAUAUGUGACUGUCCGCUUUUUUAACGAAAUAAAGUGGAUGAUACCAGCAUAUCUUAAAAAAAACAUGAGUGAACAAAAAUUCUUCCUGCUAAAAAGCCUUACCUGAUGGUAAAUUACAGGCAACUCUCAUUUCUGAGUGUUUCAUCCGUGUAUGAGAAUUAUUUUCCAACAUGUUUCUUUGAGUUCCAAACUGAAAUUUACUCAGGGACAACAGGCUUUUUUGUUCCGAUGGACCCAUCUGGUUAACAAAGCACCGAAUCCUGCAGAAGAAAGGUGGGGUCAAUCUGAAGCUUCCGUUGAAAACCAUGAGAAAGUUUUCAAAAAAUAGUGGAUUGUUCACAUACAAUUACUAGCAAGAGAAAACUGGGUCUGUUUCCAUAGAUUAAUUUGAGAAUCAACUUUUAAAGGUGCUGGUUUGGAAAAAUUAAAGAAGAAUUCCAACAUC